Messenger RNA from Drosophila melanogaster (fruit fly), 586 nucleotides. It is a transcript of the gene Obp99b, whose product is annotated as Odorant-binding protein 99b. The transcript has 2 exons. Lineage: Eukaryota; Metazoa; Arthropoda; Insecta; Diptera; Drosophilidae. Gene Ontology annotation, cellular component: extracellular region. Gene Ontology annotation, molecular function: odorant binding. Bases 53 to 502 code for a protein of 149 amino acids. The record is from RefSeq and is marked reviewed.
AUUUCACUUUGAUUGCUUCGUUGCAGUUGUGACAAGGUAAACAUACAUCAGCAUGAAGGUUCUCAUCGUUCUCCUAUUGGGUCUGGCCUUUGUCCUGGCCGAUCACCAUCACCAUCACCACGACUAUGUGGUGAAGACGCACGAGGAUCUGACCAACUAUCGCACGCAGUGCGUGGAGAAGGUUCACGCCAGCGAGGAGCUCGUGGAGAAGUACAAGAAGUGGCAGUACCCCGAUGACGCGGUGACCCACUGCUACCUGGAGUGCAUCUUCCAGAAGUUCGGCUUCUACGACACCGAGCACGGAUUCGAUGUCCACAAGAUCCACAUCCAGCUGGCCGGCCCUGGAGUUGAGGUGCACGAAUCGGACGAGGUGCACCAGAAGAUCGCCCACUGCGCCGAGACCCACUCCAAGGAGGGCGACUCCUGCUCGAAGGCCUACCACGCCGGCAUGUGCUUCAUGAACUCCAACCUGCAGCUGGUGCAGCACAGCGUCAAGGUCUAAAGGGAGCAUGGAUCCAGCCAUCCAGAACCAUCUGAUCGCUUGUCUAAAGUUCAAGUCGUAAAUAAAGUAUUUGUUUAACGGCCC